Molecule: messenger RNA, 2876 nt
Organism: Salvia splendens (bonfire salvia)
Lineage: Eukaryota; Viridiplantae; Streptophyta; Magnoliopsida; Lamiales; Lamiaceae
Exons: 2
Coding region: 1635-2720 (361 amino acids)
Source: RefSeq, a predicted model, not a curated record
UGGGAAUUUCUCUGCCUCUUUCGUACUCGAAACCCUAACCCUAGGUCAAGCAGAGAUCUGCGUCUCUCCGUCGUCCUGAUUCAUUAUCAGGCACCACUUUUUAUCGGAUCUUUAUAAGAACCCCAAUUUCCCUUGCCUUUCGUGGGAUUUGUCUUUUGUUUUACGGGUAAAUCUUCGAUUCAAUCUCAGAUUCGAAAUAUGUCUCGGUGCUUUCCGUACCCACCACCGGGGUAUGCUUUGAGCAGCGCCAGAAAUGAUGCCUUGAUUGAAUCGAUUAAGGUUGGUUGAACCGAGGUCUUUGAUUAAUUUAUUCAUGAGCUUGAGUACUCAUCGAUCUAAAUUAAACGAGUUAUGGUGGUUUAUUCUGUACGGAUCAGGCGCGUAAAUUUCUAAAUAAAUCGUAAUAAUCCCAGUUUUGAUCCGUUGUUUGAUUUCCAACUACCCAUCCAAUUCUAAAAAUGUUUUUACCCGUGCACCGUGAUUUUUGGGUUGAGGUUCAGUCAGAUUUGUUGGAAAUUAUAUAAUGGUUUUUGUUAUCUGAAAUUUUCUUUUACAUUAUAUUGAUAAUUGGGUAUGGGGAUGUAAUAUAGGAAGUAAUUAUCUGGAGUGACUAAUUUUUCUUUACGCCAUUACGUGAUUUAUGUGAGUAUCAAGUUUGUCUGAAGUUUAGGUCUGCUACUGAAGUUUGUGGUGUCACUCUGCACUGAAACUAUCGUUUUAGUUGAAUAUAUUCUAGUGUUAAGAGUCUAAGGUAUCUUCAUAUUCUUUGGGAAGCUUUUGGGUACAUUGAUGCAUUGUACUCUAGAGUUUAGAGUAAGUUGUUGGGUGCAUUGAUGCAUCGUAUGGUAGAGUUUAGAGUAAUUGGUUAGGAAUUGGGUAUUCAUGAUUGGGAUAUAGAUGUGUGGAAGUGGGUAUUCAUGAUUGGGAUAUAGAUGUGUGGAAGUGGGUAUUCAAGAUUGUGAUAUAGAUGUGUUCUUUGGCUAUGGUGAUUUUUCUAGGUCAUGAAUCCAAAUAGAUUUCUUGCAUUGAUUAAUAAGUGGUUUUUCAUGCGCUAGCUUGAUCAAAUAUCAAGGUUAUAUGUAGCAUUAUCAGUAAAUAAGAACUUGAAACCGGUCAAGUUGUAUGCCAAACAUUAAUAAGUCAAAAUUAUGCUCUUUUCUGUUUAGUGAUGCAUGAUUCUCAAGGUCAAACUAUAUAUAUUUUAUUAACAUGUUUUUUUAGUUUCUAUGUGAUUAGUGUUGCAGUAUUUUUAUGCCUUUGACUUUAAAAUACACUAUUUUCGUUUUAUAGACCUUUUGAAAACAAAAUUACAAGCUGCUUGGUGCAGUUAAGCUCUUCCUUCUGGACUUAUUUCCUUAAAUUUGUUCUCAGAUAUGCUUUGACGAAAUUAUGUUCUCCAAGUCUUGUGUCUUUCAUUUUGGUUAUUUGCUUGCUUGCUUGGCCUAUUCUCCAAGAAUCCGUUUGUACUACCCUUUUUUAUUGUAAGAUAUCUGUUUGACUCUGAGAUGUCUUUUAGGGAGUUGUGGAAAGUAGUUAUCAAAUGUUAGGUUUGCAGCCACUGGUGUAGCUUGAGAUGUGUGAUCAUCUCUUGUGUGUUAUGUUUGGUUUGUACUGAUUGCAUAAGAAGUGAAAUUAUGCUGUGUAAAGUUCUCGGCCAUGUCGCAUCUGCUCUUCCCUGGCAUCAAUUUCUAAAAUUUUGUGAUUUUGGUGCUCUAAAGCUCCAAAAGCAUAAGGUUCAAGCUGAGGAACAGAGGAAGAAGGAGAAGAAAAGGGAGAAGAAAGAGAAGAAGAAAGACAAGAAAGAAAAAAAAGACAAGAGAAGUCAGAAUCAGGGCAAUUCUGAUAGUGUCUAUGGUAAUUUUGGUGAAAAAUUCGGUACAGAUGUUAAAGAAGGAAAAGAUGAUUCUGUACAAUUGGAACGGAGCAGUCUGACCGAGGAGCAUGCAGAACCUGUUUGCUUGCGUGGUCCAAGCUCGUCCUCUGAUAGCACCGAGAAUAGUAAUAAGAGGAAGAGGCUGCCCUCCCCUGUUGAUGUUAACCGUGGCCAUGGUAAGAUUAUCCGGAUAAGGCUGUCUACAAAGAAGCAAACCCAAUCUGAUUCUUCACCAAUCGAAGAGCAGAAUCAUUGCUCUACAUCUAGUAGGAUACAUGCCGCUCCCCAAAUAAAAAAUGUUACUUCUCUGGUUCAGAGAAGUGCAGGCUUUUGUUCCACAUCAGGGUCAAUCAGCAGUGUUAAGCAAUGCCUUGUUCUCAAGACUGGUGGAGAGCGGAUUCAUGUUGCCUCCAACCAUAAAAUGCCGCUUCCCCUGAAUCAGCCCCCCUUUGAAACCAAAGCAUUGUCUUCAGCCUCUAAGCAGAUCAAGAAUGUUGUGGAAUCUAAAGUGCUGCCUGCAGCCUCUAAUCCGAUCAUGGCUGCUUCUCCCUUUGGAACCAAAGCUUUGCCUGUAGCAAAUACAGUUUUGACUGCAACGCAUAAAGAGGGACUACUCUACCAGAAUCUAAUGGAGAACUGGGUUCCACCCCAAAUGUGCGGCAGUGCUGAUGAUAAUCGAGAUGAAGAUUGGCUCUUUGGUAGCAAGGGUAAAUUGGAGGUCUCUGAAAAGAAACUGGUGUGCAGAGAGGAUAGCAUACCCUGCUCCAACACUUCAUCGCUGUGGCCACGUGCACAAUACUUGCCGGAGGUUGACUUGUUUGCCCUGCCGUUCACGGUCCCUUUUUGAUUUUUAGUGAUGCUGAUAAAAAGAGAUCAAAUUGUAUUAUUUUUUUUUGCCCGAGGAUUUUUGUAGUGGUUUCUCUUUGGGCAAAUUGGAGACAACAAUGUAUUGGUGCCACAUUGAGAAUUUGUAACUGUAUAUAAAAUAUAAAUUUGUACUGUA